Messenger RNA from Amphibalanus amphitrite, 1356 nucleotides. Its product is annotated as tetratricopeptide repeat protein 36-like. The transcript is spliced from 5 exons. Gene Ontology annotation, biological process: cilium assembly. Gene Ontology annotation, molecular function: protein binding. The record is from RefSeq and is a predicted model, not a curated record. Lineage: Eukaryota; Metazoa; Arthropoda; Thecostraca; Balanomorpha; Balanidae. The coding region runs from base 111 to 767 and encodes 218 amino acids.
GGGCUGAUUUAUUCGUUUCAGUUUUAUAGGCAUGUAAUUCAAAUUUGGAUAAUUUUAGGCAUUUUUUAACCACCAUUUUACAUAUUUUGGCAUGGCUACCAUUUUGGUUUAUGCUGGGAAAUGGGAAUCGAAUAAGCUCCAGCACGCUCCGGCUCAUUCAGAAAUAUUUUCUCUCCAAUUCCAAGAUGGCCACUGAGCAUGACAGAGCAGUGUUGAACAGCAUUCUGGAUCCCAGCCUGCCUCUGGGAGAUGUGAUGAACUUUGAGGCACCUCAGGAGGAGAUACUGAGUAUCGAUCCUGAUGAGCCGGCCGAGUCGGAGAGCGACGAGUGCCGCCGGUCCCGGCAGCUGGAGCGGGACGGCGUCCAGGCCGCGGAGGCCGGUGACCACCAGACGGCGCUCCGCCUGCUGACGGAGGCGGUCUCCGCGGCGCCGCAGCGGCCCUCCCCGUACAACAACCGCGCCCAGCUCUACAGGCUGAUGCACCGCAACGACGACGCGCUGAGUGACGCGGACCGCGCCGUGGAGCUGAGCGGCGGCCGCGGCCUGGCCGGCCGGCAGGCGCUGUGCCAGCGCGGUCAGCUACACCAGCUGGCCGGACAGCAGGAGCGGGCGCUGGACGACUACCGGCGCGCCGCCGCGCUCGGCAGCAGGUUCGCCAAAACGCAGUUGGUGGCUCUGAACCCGUACGCGGCCCUAUGUAACCGUAUGCUGGGAGAGGUGAUCGGCAGACUGCAGCGGGGCGAGACGGACGAGCCCAAAUCGUAAGCCGAGGGGAGGUCGGUCCACUGGGGACGGGCUGCAGCAGAGGACGGAUGAGCUGCCAUUCCAAGGGAGGUCACUUCGCUCGUCCUGCGCUGUAGUAGAGACAGGACUUGGGACGAUCGUGAGUUCGGAUCACGAAUGAGGCUGACUUCUUUCGAUACAUAUUGUCUCGGUUCUACUUCAAGUAGGAGAGGACCGAAGGAUAGGUAUUUCCAUUUUAUACGGUGGUGGUAUAAUGUUUGCCAAGUGUCAUUGAUGUACAAACUGAUAUUCCGUCCUAACAUGCGUCCUUGGAUGAUGAGCUCGCUUUCAGAUAAGAUAUUUUACACACUCCCAUGCCUAUUAGCUGGGUUUCGAUAUUGAAAACGGUCAGUAGCUGGUAGUGUCUGUGGCAUUUUUGGUGGCUCACUUGUGACGAUACCUGGCCGCCGCAUUCCAUUAUGCCAUAAUUGGACCAAGAACCAGGCCAGUGUCCAGCUCAACCCAUUAUGAAGCCGUCACGGCGUGAUGGAAACGCAUCAAAGUGCCAACUAACUCGGGUUAUUAUGGAGUGGUCUCUGAAUACGUGCAAUAUACUUUUUCUAGAGGGAAA